AUGAGUACAAGCAUAUCAAAGACACUAAAGUUUAACCCCAAGUCAGAAAAGCUUAUUACGUUUGCUGCAGGUUGUUUCUGGGGAACCGAACAUAUCUUUUUAAAAUACUUUGGCGAUAGAAUAGUAGAUGGUAAAGUUGGCUAUGCCAAUGGGUCGGAGAGUGCCAAGGACAAGACUGAUUCAGUUUCGUACGAAAGAGUGAAGAAAGGCGAUACUGGAUUUGCCGAGGCCUACCAAAUAUCAUAUAAUCCAAAUGUGGUGACGUUAAAGGAGCUUGUUGACUUCUUCUUCCGUAUUCAUGACCCCACUACUUUGAACUAUCAAGGUCCAGACCACGGUUCUCAAUAUCGUAGUGCAAUAUUUGCUCACAGUGAGGAGGAUUUGAAGGAAGUAACUAAGUUAAAAGAGCAAUGGCAACCAAAGUGGAAUAACAACAUUGUUACUGAAGUUGCACUAGCGCAAAAUUUCUAUGAUGCUGAGGAGUAUCACCAAUUGUACUUGAAUAGGAACCCUGAGGGCUACGCUUGUCCUACUCAUUAUGUCAGAGAUUUAUAA
Kluyveromyces marxianus DMKU3-1042 is the source of this 555-nucleotide messenger RNA. RefSeq names its product peptide-methionine-S-sulfoxide reductase (gene MXR1). Gene Ontology annotation, biological process: cellular response to oxidative stress. Bases 1 to 555 code for a protein of 184 amino acids. Gene Ontology annotation, molecular function: peptide-methionine (S)-S-oxide reductase activity. The record is from RefSeq and is a predicted model, not a curated record. NCBI's taxonomy places the organism in Eukaryota, Fungi, Ascomycota, Saccharomycetes, Saccharomycetales, Saccharomycetaceae. The transcript has a single exon. Gene Ontology annotation, cellular component: cytoplasm.